ACUCCUCCUCCUCCUCCGUCGCUGUCUACAUCUUUCGACGGCAUGCGCCGCCUCGCAGGGCGCGUCCAGAGCAGCUCGGGCGGCGCUGCUGCGGCGGGGGCGGAUGGCGCGGUCGCCGCGCCGCUCAUCGGUGAGCCGGCGCUCCCGCGCGGCGCUCCGGCGGCCGGCGGCGUGUUUCGCCGCUGCGGAGGGCGUUGUCGUCGCGAGGGGCGGGCCCACGGCGGCGGAGGCGCUGCGCUGACGGCCGCUGACGGCGGCGGUGAGGGCCCAAGCGCCGGCCGAAGAAGCAUUGCCGCGAUUGCCGUGGCGUGCCGCCUGGCGGGCCCGGCGAGCGGUCCCCGCCGGUCGGGGCUGCCAGCGCUGCACGACUGGCGGGGCGACAAGGCGAUCGAGGCCGAGCAUAUGCGCUGGAGGCGACGGCCUCGAUUUGCGCGCGAUCGGCGCCUCGCUCCUCUCGGCUCGGCAACGAUACGCGGCGCGCCAGCGUCGGCCCGUUCAAGGCCGCUGCACGGCGCUCGCCAGCGGCGCCGCGACGCGAGCGCUCUCGCCCCUCCCCCCCCCACCACCGCUAGGGCCGACGGACGCCCCGCGCCUGCGUCCACCCCCCGCCGCCAUGAGCCGAGGCUCAUGGCGGCGCCUCGAGAGAGCCGCCGCGCGGCGCGGUCGCCGGUCCGGCGCAGAGGGCCGGGCGCCGGUCUCCGGAGCCGGGGGGGCCGUCCGUGGGGCGAGGAGGGCGGAGGGGCGCGGCGGGGCCCGCCCAGCGGUGGGAGGGGCCGCGGCGGGGGCGUCCCGGUCCCGUGCACCGAGGCGGGGCGGCGGGGUGUGGUGCGGCGAGGUCGGUGUGCCGUCCGCCCCGGUCCCGGAGCCCGUCUCCCGGCUCCGCGGGGCCCAAGUCGAUUCGUUUCGGGUGUGUUUGGCUUUGUUUGCAGUCGGUGUGCGCGUUUCCUAGUCAAAACGUCGCAUUCGGUUCGCAUUUGC
Emiliania huxleyi CCMP1516 is the source of this 978-nucleotide messenger RNA. RefSeq lists its product as hypothetical. The transcript is spliced from 3 exons. Lineage: Eukaryota; Haptophyta; Isochrysidales; Noelaerhabdaceae. The annotation marks the transcript as partial. The record is from RefSeq and is a predicted model, not a curated record.